CCGAUAGUCAAUUACCGACGCGAUCAACUCAACGAAAAGACAUUUCGCGUCACACAGGAUUCUCCAACUGCUUUAAUCGCAAAACACCAUUCUAAUAACGGAACGAAAACCCGCAUACACUCGCGAAAUCAUUCAUCGAAGUUCCACCAGUGUCUACGGUCAACGCCAAUCGUCGGUCAAGGAAGCAAUCAAUAUAGAUACCGUGUAAAUCACUGGCAAUUAGCGACUAAUAAAUAUAAACACACGCCGAUCGGCCUGAUUCGUCUUCUAACGGCAGCUUAUCUAUGAAAAAUCACGUGAAAACUUAUCUAAGCGGUUCAACAUAAAUAGAGCGUACUUGAAAACGCCGAAAGGCCGUACGCAAAUCACAUGGCACGGUGAACCGAGGAGCCGUGUGUGCACGGUACUUAACUAGAUGCGCACGAUUUAAUCGUUCGCCGAGAAACGAUAAACGAGGUUGAUACAAAGGGAACUUCGCCGGCCAAUCGACACGGUUCGAAAACGGGAAGCGAGGAAAAACAAAGCACCGUGGCCGGGACCGAUAACGAUCGUUUUGCGCAGAUUAUACUGCACCAGGAAAAUCAGGGAUCAAUGACGGGUAAAUGGAAAUACGCUCGGAAUUAUCGAAAAGAACCCGUUGCACGGUUGAACGGUAGCCAGAGAGCGUAGCAUCGUGAGCGAACGAUCGAACGACAGGCGGCGAACAGGUCCGGUGUUGAACGACGACAACGAAACGGUUCACCGUGUGAAACGUCCCGAUGUAUCCCGACGACAUAACCUCAAAAACGGGGGGAUUCGGUGGCCCCCCACGGCGGCCACGAAAAUAAAAGUCCCGUUGUCUGUUGGCGAGAAGACACGGGCCGGGUCGAGAAGGUUCUCGCCGCAGACGACGCAAUGCCACGAAAAAAGUCAACGAAACUUGCGCAGGAGCUGGCAGGAAAGUCAAGAGCCCUCGCAGUUGACACAUGUCAAGCGUGCAGUGCAACUCGAAAAAACGUCAGGGUGGCCGACAACACACGAUUACGGGUACGGAUGUAAAAAUCGACACUCACCGCUGUGCCCGGUGUUGCUCGACGACUGGCCCAUUAUUCUCACGCCGACGGUGAUGGCAGGCACGAGAUAAAGCGCUCGGUGAUCGCGGCGUGCUCACGUGAAAAACCGGACGCAUGAGUGCGCGAAAGACCGACACAUUUUUCGAAAAAAUACUAUCACAUCGUGUACCCGCAGUGUCGCUACGACAGAGACGGACGGCCGCUACGAAGCAACGAGGUGAUUGGCCCGCGUGACCGUGCGCAUGCGCGACCCGCGGGAUUUUGAAUCGGCUCGCGUUAUCUACUCGCCGUAGAGAGACGUGAACGCGAUUUACUCGAUGCCGGUCCUGUCCGCGGGGUUCUGUCGUUCGCUAGCCGACCGUUCCUAAGAAAAGUCCACGGUGUUCCUGCGUAGAUCCCGGGUCAGACCCGAAGGAGACCCUGCGGAGGAGUACCCUAGGCCGCACGUCCUCACGGUUUCCUUCGUCCCAGCCCCGAGAGGAUCAUCGAUCAGCCCCAGGUAUAUUCCCGAGAAAGAAUCAACGACGACGAAUCAUCGCCUUGGUAACCGUCCGGCAAAACACUGCGUCGUGGAUGUGAUACUUCGCUCAGCAGCGUCGCCGAGGUACGCUAACCCGGCUACACCUGCGGACUCGUCCGUGAUCACCGAGACAUGCUAAUCGUCUUGUCUGGCACCGUUUCGUCCCGACUGACAUGAACCCGCUGGAGGAACGCGACUCGGAGGACUUUGGGCUCAACAGCUGACGGCAAUCAGGGGAUCGCUCGCUUCCUGGGUAGACCGCUCGCGGAUUCGGGGAAAGAUGGAUGUCGGUUUCUCUUGGAUGGUUUGCUUCGGACUGAUCGCGCUGCUCGUCGUGUCGCAAGGCUGGGCUAUUGACUGUUUCAAGUGCGUGUCGAUCGACGGCGACAAUAAGCCCUGCGACGAUCCGUUCCACAAUAACGGGAGUCUCGCUUUCUUGGAGUCGCCAUGCCUGGGAGGUCGCAAGGGCCGCGAUGGUCUCUUCCCUGCGACCGCGUGCAUCAAAAUAGCAGGCAUAUACGACGAGUCUGGAGUCUCUUUAACGGUGAGAAGCUGCGCGUUGGACAGUGGAACUUUGACGACCGACUCGGAAAUUAUAAGAAUGUCGCAUUGCGGAGGGUUCUACUUCGACGACAAAUACGUCCGCGGUUGCGUUCAAUCCUGCAACGACGCAGAUGCUUGCAAUGGAUCCAUACGACAGACAGCUUCAUUUACACUUCUGAUUUUGUCGCUUUUCGCCGAGUUCGUCUGACGAAGAUAUUCUACAUAUCACAUAUCGAUUACAAUCAUAGGCAAUUAUUGUAUAUAAGAAAAAGGAAGCCUUUAUUGGGAUGCGCGUAAUGGACCACUACGAACUUAAAACUAUAAUGUAAUACGACCAAUUAGCUGUGGACCAACGAUGAAAAAGAAGUAAUAUCUUCGAUUAAUAAUAAUAUUAAUACUUAUUAAUAAUAAUAAUAAUUACACAUCGAUAU
Molecule: messenger RNA, 2546 nt
Organism: Nomia melanderi (Alkali bee)
Lineage: Eukaryota; Metazoa; Arthropoda; Insecta; Hymenoptera; Halictidae
Source: RefSeq, a predicted model, not a curated record